Telopea speciosissima is the source of this 1146-nucleotide messenger RNA. Its product is annotated as pathogenesis-related protein 5-like. NCBI's taxonomy places the organism in Eukaryota, Viridiplantae, Streptophyta, Magnoliopsida, Proteales, Proteaceae. The record is from RefSeq and is a predicted model, not a curated record. The coding region runs from base 92 to 1045 and encodes 317 amino acids. Gene Ontology annotation, biological process: defense response. Gene Ontology annotation, cellular component: extracellular region. The transcript has 3 exons.
CUCUGGCUGCUUCUCUCAAUUCUUCUCUUCUUCUUAUCAUUUUCUUUUUUCCAUACUGGUUCCUACUUCUUUUACCUAUUCUUCUCUUCCAAUGGCCAGAGUUUCCUCCUCUGUCUCUCUUGUUUCCUUGCUUAUUCUUUUAUUCAUCUCAGGGAUUUCUGGGGUAUCAUUCACUCUAAGAAACAAUUGCGGAUACACAGUAUGGCCAGGGAUUCUCUCUGGAGCUGGAACGGCACCCCUUUCUACCACAGGUUUCGUACUUCAAACAGGCGAGUCAAAUUCACUCUCCGUACCGGUUGGGUGGUCCGGCCGGUUAUGGGGUCGGACCCUAUGUAGCCAAGAUUCCACUGGUCAGUUCUCAUGUGUCACCGGUGAUUGUGGGUCAGGGAAGAUAGAAUGCGCUGGAGGUGCUACACCACCUGCUACUCUCGCCGAGUUCACGCUUAACGGCGGAGGUGGGCUUGACUUCUAUGACGUCAGUUUGGUGGACGGUUACAACCUGCCCAUGCUAGUAGAACCCCAAAACGGUUCCGGUGGAAAUUGCAGCGUAACAGGGUGCGUGGUGGACCUUAACAGCGCGUGCCCAUCGGAGCUCAAGGUCACCAGCACAGAGAGCAGUGGGAGCGUAGCGUGUAAAAGCGCGUGCGAAGCGUUUGGUGAUCCACAGUAUUGCUGCAGCGGAGCCUAUGGAAACCCAAACACGUGCAAGCCAUCUUCAUAUUCUCAAUUCUUUAAGAAUGCUUGUCCUCAUGCCUACAGCUACGCCUACGAUGACGGCACUAGUACCUUCACCUGUGCUAACGCGAAUUACCUGAUCAGUUUUUGCCCCUCUUCUGCCUCUGGCACCAGCCGUACGUCGUCAGAAGGGAAGAAUCCACAGGCGGCAGAUGUACCGCCGGUGAAUGAUACGACGAUGAUAUACCUGGGUGGUCCAUACUUUAGCGGAGCGUCAUCAUCGCUAUCAAGGGGAAGUGGAAGUGGAAGAAGAUUGAUCAUCGCCGUCGCUGUUUUUGCAGCAAUUGGGCGGUUGUGGCUGCUGUUCUAACUUAUCAUCAUCAUCAUAUUCUCAACUUUUCAGAAGAUACUUUCAAACCAACACACAUUCACACACAUAUACACGCUAACGCUAACUCUAGCGGAAGGCAG